GGAAACAAGCUCCCGGCUUGGGGCGGCGAGGAAGGGACUGCUUUGCGCACGGCCCUGCUCGGCGGUGGGCGGGGCUGCAGAGGCUGCCCUGAGGCGACUGAGUCCUCUCAGCCUUCCCUUCCCGCUCAGCGCCGUAUUUCCUGCAGUCCCUUCAGUUUUCACGUGCCCCUCAGACCCCCUUCUUUGCUCCCUCAAGACACUGCCCCCCCAGCAUCACACCAGCGUGCGAUGUAGUCCCGUCUCCCCCUCCCCCCGGCCCUCAGCCUGCAUUGAAUCGCACUUCGGAAGAUGUAAAAGCUUCCUCAUUCCACAUCACAGAGAAGGGGUUGUGCCUGACAAACAAAGCAAAGGGGAAGCUGUGGAAAAGGUGUUUUGCAGGGUCAAAACAGACAUAGGCAAAUUUAUGCACCAAAAGAGGGAUGCAACUGAUAGAAGUCUAUCAAAAUGGCAACUGCACAGAUGCAGAGAAGCUCCAUGAGUGCAGUAGUAUUUCCUAAUAAAAUAUCCACUGAACAGCAGUCUUUGGUAUUAGUAAAAAGGCUUUUGGCAGUGGCAGUGUCAUGCAUCACUUACCUAAGAGGAAUCUUUCCCGAAUGUGCCUACGGAACAAGAUACCUAGAUGAUCUCUGUGUCAAAAUUUUGAGGGAAGACAAAACCUGCCCUGGAUCUAGUCAGUUGGUGAAAUGGAUGUUGGGAUGCUAUGAUGCUUUGCAGAAAAAAUAUCUACGAAUGAUUGUCCUAGCAGUCUAUACCCAUCCAGAAGAUCCUCAGACAGUUACAGAAUGUUAUCAAUUCAAAUUCAAGUACACCAACAGUGGGCCAGUCAUGGAUUUCACCAGUAAGAAUAAAGGAAAUGACUCCAACAUCACGUGUGCAGACACCAAGAAAGCAAGCAUCCUCCUCAUUCGCAAGAUUUACGUUCUGAUGCAGAACCUGGGCCCAUUACCUUGUGAUGUCUGCUUGACAAUGAAGCUCUUUUAUUAUGAUGAAGUUACACCACCUGAUUACCAACCUCCAGGUUUUAAAGAAGGUGAUUGUGAAGGAAUGAUAUUUGAGGGGGAACCCAUGUACCUAAAUGUGGGUGAGGUGCCAACUCCAUUUCACAUGCUGAAAGUUAAAGUGACAACUGAGAGGGAACGAAUGGAAAAUAUUGAUAAAACCAUAUUAAAGCAAGGAGACACUAAGGUGCCUCUUCAGGCAGUAAGACGGGACAAAGAUGGUCCAGGGGAACGGAACAGACACACAAAUGAAGAUUUUGUCACAGACAAUAAAGUGGAAGAUCAGAAAAAAGCAAUUAGACAUUUAGAUGUUGAAGAACUUAGUUUAACUUGUGAAGAAGAUGAAAACAUGAAGGCUGGAGAAAGCCAGAGUCCAUCUGUUUCCAAUUCUCAGGUUGAUCACUUAGUAAAUAAGACAUCAGAAUUAAACAUGACUGAGGGCAAGACAAGAAGUGGAAAAAUAUUUCACAGCAGCACAGUUUGUGAAAAUCAAGCCAGGGAACAUUGCAAAACCAAUUCUGCAGCAGCUAAGUGUUCAAAAGAAAUCCAGAAGAGAAAUCGGUCUGAGUCAGAAAAACUUGUUCAUCAGUUUGAACUCUCAUCUAGCCAAGAUGCGCUGCCAAAAAGGAGAAAAUUUAGUGAGCCAAAGGAGCAGUUCUAGAUCUCUAUCUUUCUGCUCUUCAUUUGUAGAAUUCUUAAUAUGCUUAUCCUUUUGUGUGUAAUAUGAAUAUUGUUAAUGUUUCAGAUAAUUUACAGUUUUUUAUUUUAAAUUUUAUUUGUGGAGAAAAUGCAGAGUGUACUUUAUAGCCAAGAAAAGCUUGUCAAGAGAGGCUUCAAUUUUACAUAUUGUUUGUAAUUUUUAAACAAGGUUGUGUUCCAGUCUGGAGAGAGAUGAGAUGUAACCAUUAAUCUGAUCUGAAGGGAAAAAAAGCUUCCUUUAGGAAGAUUUCUAGGAAAGUUUUCUACAAAUGCCCUUCCUAAGAUGAUUUUGCUGAAAUCCCAUUGAUGGUAUAUACUGUGCACCCUUGGAACUGAAACAGUGAGCUGCUGCCCCUCAUGUCCUUUCUUGGGCUAUUCUUAACAAUCUUAAUUUUAUUCAAAACAAUCUUUUUUUUUAUUCAAGAUAUACCCAAUAGACCCAACAGAAAAACUAAAAUCACCUCUGGUAUUUGGGGUUUAUAGCAGGAAAUCAGUCUAAGAAAGCUGGCGUGGCCAUUCUGCAACAAGACUAUAGCUACCCCUUUUUAUUACACCGAAACAGCAGUAGCCUGAAAAUUCAUGGGACCUGAUCAAUUUCCCCAACAGUACCAUACCCAAAGUAAAAAAAAACAAAACAGGAUUCAUCUCUUUAGUUUCUAAUCUUACAGUGAAAUGCAGGAAUUCAUAUGCCACACUGUUGAGACGCAUAUAAAGCUAAGUAUUAAUCAUUAUUAUAUGCGGCAUGCUGCCAUGCAGAGUACAGUAUUACAUACUGUAAUAAUGAACUAGGGCCAAACCAGAAAAGCAGACAACUCAGCUUUUACAAAUGCAAAGUGAUGAGUUGCAGCUAUUAGAUAGUGUCAUUUAACUGCUUUUACAAAAUUAAUUGUUUGCUUUUCAUAAACUUUGUGUUCACUGAAAUAAAGCUCCUUAUAAAGAACAGGUAGCAACUACUUCUAUAGUUCAACUACAUGCAAGUAGCUCAGUAUUUCUGCCCUUGGUUUUAAUUUUUACACUAAAAAUAUCUUGUUAUACUCCUCCCUAAUUAGGACCAUGUUAUUUACUAAUUU
Molecule: messenger RNA, 2767 nt
Organism: Alligator sinensis (Chinese alligator)
Lineage: Eukaryota; Metazoa; Chordata; Crocodylia; Alligatoridae
Gene: HORMAD1
Product: HORMA domain containing 1
Exons: 15
Coding region: 445-1659 (404 amino acids)
Source: RefSeq, a predicted model, not a curated record